Cydia splendana is the source of this 697-nucleotide messenger RNA. RefSeq lists its product as uncharacterized. Gene Ontology annotation, molecular function: odorant binding. NCBI's taxonomy places the organism in Eukaryota, Metazoa, Arthropoda, Insecta, Lepidoptera, Tortricidae. The transcript is spliced from 6 exons. The record is from RefSeq and is a predicted model, not a curated record. The coding region runs from base 122 to 553 and encodes 143 amino acids.
AAUUUCACAAGAAAAUUGAAGAAUUUGUAAUGCCUAUAUCUACUUCUCAAUUUCCUUUUACCCGCAGCUUUGUAAGGUGGAUAGAGAUAUAAAUUUGUGAGACUCUCCAAGAUAUUUCAAAAUGGCGUCCGUGCGCUACGUGGUCGCCGUGGUCCUGGUGACCGUUUUGGUUUAUUGUUAUGCAGAAGAUCCGCUAGUAAAAAAAAUGCAGCAUCACAUCAAAUCCUGCAAAAACGAGACCCCGAAAUGUAUGCAUCAAUGUCUCUUCAAGAAAAUGGGAAUCAUAAAUAAGGCCGGUCAGUACGUUGACAGGAAAGCAGUAGAAUGGAUGAAAAUUGCGACCAAUGGAGGAAUAAUCACACAACCGCAAGCCGUCAAAAUUGCCAAAAUAUGCAACCGUGUAAACAAUAAGAAACUGAGUAAUGGCUGCCAUCUGGCUGAGCAAGUGUCUGUCUGUAUAAAUAAAGAAAUGGAGAAGAUGGGUGUACACAAAAAAGACACGCCUCACGGUCGUGAGACUUUAAAAAAAAAACGAAAUCACAUUAAAAAUUAAAUGUUAAAACCUGAGAGGUAAAUUAUUAUCAUCGUGAAUUCGUUUAAAUAUAUUCCCAUUGAAAUAUAAGGUGGAAGGUAUUUAGUUAAAUUAGAUACCUAAUAAACUUAUGAUUAAAUGAUUAAUAAAGAUGCUUCACAACUU